AUGCACUUCCCACAACAUGCUCUUUUUCUUGGCCUUUUUGCCAGCAUUGCGCUUGGUGGCUCUCUGAGAAUCAUAAAUAAUAACAAACAGUGCAUGGUGUGGUCCGAGGAUAAUUAUGGGUGUACGGGCUCCUCCGCCCCUUUCGCUAAGCUUGAUGGAAAAGAUUGUUCCGACCAUGACACGGUGAAGCUUGAUAUAUGUGGUACAAAGGAUGGGCAACAGCUCGCCUGGGUAGAUGUGGACAAGAAAGGCACGGUCUCUUUCUUGAAUAUACAAGGCAAUACAUUCACUUGUGCGUUGGACAACAAAUUCAUGAUGGAUAGCAAGUGUGAUCAUGCCAGUGCGAGCACAUCUUCCGCGUCGAGCCGAUCGUCUACACCCAUCUCCAGCCAAUUGAGAACUUCCAUUUCUAUCUCCCAGUCCUCGGCCCCAGCAUCGACUCUGCCUGCCGCAUGUUCUUGUGUACUGGUUGUUGUAUGA
Penicillium atrosanguineum is the source of this 480-nucleotide messenger RNA. RefSeq lists its product as uncharacterized. The coding region runs from base 1 to 480 and encodes 159 amino acids. Lineage: Eukaryota; Fungi; Ascomycota; Eurotiomycetes; Eurotiales; Aspergillaceae. The record is from RefSeq and is a predicted model, not a curated record. The transcript has 2 exons.